AAGAAGGCGCACUAACAGAAAGCGAAGAAGAAAGCGAUCACUGUAAGGUGUUUGUUUUCGUGUCAUCACUGGUAAUCUGCCAUCUUUAUUUCUUUUAGAUUAUUGGAAUAGCAGAUACCAACUUUUAUGCAUUUAUAUGAGUGAUGGAGCCCGAUUACCCUCCAGAAACACUACAUACUGAAAGUGAUCAUGAUAGCGUUUGCAACACCUCCUGGGUCUCUGUGUGUCCCCGAGGCCUCUGGAAGGUCCACCAAAAGCGACUAAACAGUCAGCAGACAGCUUCUGAUCCAGCAGGUGUAACACCAAUUUCAUCGAAUAAUUGUCCAAGGUUGGGUUCGCUGUGUAGAGUCCGAGUGCGUCUCAAAGCUAACAAUGAUGAAGCAGAGAAUGUAGCAUGUGAAAAAACAGGUGAGAAGCUGCCAGCCCAGCCUGAUCCGUUCACCGCUGAACUUACUGAAUCUGGUACCACACCCUUUGUGAGGUGUAAAGACUCUGUGCUGCAGGUCCCACUGGGUGACUGGACAACACUGAGGCUGGGGGAUGGUCAGUGUGAUAUCACAGAGGCGUGUUUGGAGGGAAUGAGAGCUGGGGAGAAGUGUGAGAUACAGCUUUCUCCUUUGGAAACUGGACCAGAUGCUGCUGCUGUUCCCCGACCCUCAGAUGAAAGCCUUUCCUUUUUUGCCACAGUGGAAUUGCAAGCUUUCACACCAGGCAAGGAAGCCUGGGAGAUGUCUCCUGGUGAAAAAUGGGAAUGGGUCAAGUCACACAAGGACACGGGCGGGGUGAGAUUCAGGAGCGAGGAUUUGUGGGGGGCUGCGGACAGCUACAGCAAGGCCAUGAAACUAGUCAUCACUUUUUGUAAUCACGUUAGAGAUGUGGCGAAAAAGGGAUGGGAGUAUGAAGCUGAGGAGCAGAGAGAAGCAACUCUGGAAACACUUGAUCCUUCAGCUGAAGAACUCAACAAAAUGAAAGCUGACCUCCACUCCAACUUGUCCCUGUGCCAGCUAAAACUGAACCAACCAGAGCGGGCUAAGGCCAAUGCUGCUAAAGCCACUCAGCUGGAACCCGGCUGUGCCAAAGCCUGGUACCGGCUGGGGAAAGCAUGCCAGAUUGUGAAUGAAUUGGAAGAGGCCAAACAGGCAUUUAGGAAACUGCUGGAGCUGCAGCCAGAAAUGCCUGCUGCUCUGAAAGCGCUUAAAGAUAUUGCAAGUAGAGAGAAAGCAACAAAUGCACAGCUGGGACUGAGACUAAGCAAAAUGUUCAGCUCAAGAUAAAAUAUCAGUAGAGAGAAAUGUGUGUUCUCAUGAUUCCCCAUUAAAUGUAAGUGCAUUAACAACCACUGCCUCGAUCUAAAAUAAAGCCACUGUGAUGUAGA
Messenger RNA from Haplochromis burtoni (Burton's mouthbrooder), 1375 nucleotides. RefSeq names its product FKBP prolyl isomerase like (gene fkbpl). The transcript has 4 exons. The record is from RefSeq and is a predicted model, not a curated record. NCBI's taxonomy places the organism in Eukaryota, Metazoa, Chordata, Actinopteri, Cichliformes, Cichlidae. Gene Ontology annotation, molecular function: protein binding. Bases 144 to 1274 code for a protein of 376 amino acids.